GACUCUCAACAUGUUCUCUUUUUAAAUUUCUCUUCUUUUGUUAUUUUCUUUUAGAUUUAAUUUAAUUGUAAUUAACUUGUUUUCUUUUUAGAUUUAUUGUUAUUAUGAGAUUAAUUAGUAACCUUUAUUCGAGGAUUCAUCCUGUUAGUAGUAAUUACUUUAUAUCUACUCCAAUAUUUUAUGUGAAUGCUGAUCCUCAUAUUGGUCAUGUUCAUACGUUGGUUGUUACUGAUGCCUUACAUCGUCUCGCAAGGUUAAAAGGUGCUGAACCGACCAUGUUUACAACUGGAACUGAUGAACAUGGUCUUAAGAUACAACGAGCUGCUUUAGCUCGAGGUUUUGAGCCUCAACAGUUUUGUGAUAACAUUUCCAAAAGGUUUGCCAAUCUAUGUUCAACCUUUAAUAUUGGAAACACUCAUUUCAUCCGAACCACAGAUUCUAGUCACUUAAUUGCUGUGCAACACUUUUGGAAUCAAUUGGUUAACAAUGGUUAUAUUUAUAAAUCUAAAUAUUCUGGUUGGUAUUCAGUGUCCGAUGAAACAUUUUUACCAUCAAGUUCGAUUGAAGAAAAAGAUAUCGACGGGAUAAAGGUUAAAAUCUCUACCGAAUCUGGACAUGUACUCGAAUGGUUUGAAGAGGAAAACUACAUGUUCAAAUUGAGCCAAUUCUCUGAACCAUUGAUAAACUAUUACGAGACGGAAAAAAUUUCUAUCAAACCAAAUAUAUUCCAUCAAUUAGUAGUUCAUUUGAUUAAACAAGGACUCAACGACAUCUCAAUUUCCAGGCCAAUAUCUAGACUCUCUUGGGGAGUACCCGUGCCUUCAGAUGAAUCACAACGGAUUUACGUUUGGCUUGAUGCUCUUGUCAAUUACUUAACUGUUGCCGGUUAUCCUAAUCUGUCACAAUUUUGGCCUCCAGACUGUCACGUUAUUGGUAAAGAUAUUAUCAAAUUUCAUGGAAUCUAUUGGCCUGCCUUUUUAUUAGCAGCUAAAUUAGAAUUACCCAAACGGAUAAUCUGUCACUCACACUGGACUGUUGACGGUGUCAAAAUGUCAAAAAGUCGACAAAAUAUCGUUGAUCCCUUUAACCUUCUUCAAACCUAUUCCCAAGAAUGGAUAAGAUAUUUUCUCCUUCGACAAGCAGUUCCACAUGAUGAUGGAAAUUUCAGUGAAUCUCAGAUGUGUUAUUUUCUCAACAUGGAUCUCGCUGAUACUUUUGGUAACCUCCUGAGUCGAUGUUGUGCCCCUAAGAUUAACCUUAAACAAAUCUACCCGAAAACUCCAGAUCACAAACAUUUAUCUCAACUUCAAGCAGAUAAUCUAAUUGAUAGUCUAAUCCAAUUAUCGUCCAAAGUGGAUUCAUGUUUCAGUGAGGCUCAUUUUUACGAUGGAAUUGACCUAAUCAUGAGUUCACUUCGUAUGGCAAAUAAAAUGGUCCAAGACUCUAAACCCUGGGAACUUGCUAAAGACCCAGAGAAACAUGAACAACUAUAUUCAGUGAUUUACUUAGCUUUUGAAGCUCUCAGAGUUGUUGGAAUAUUAAUGCAACCAGUGAUACCACAAAUGUCAACCAAAUUGUUGGAUAAAUUGUCCAUUCCAACGGAAGAAAGAUUUUGGUCCUAUGCAACACCACGUUUACUCCCAGAAAAUUCAUCACCAGAACGACCUCUAAAUACUGAACUUGAAUCAAUUUUAUUCAACAGAAUUAGAUAGCAAUAAUACCAAUUAAUAACAAUUAUUCUGUAGAUAAUAUUAGAUUAAUGACUAUAACUAGAUAAACUAUAAAAUUCAUGUAUAGAUAAUAUUUUAUAUUCACUUUAAAUUGUUAUCAAGAACAAAAUGCCAUCAUUAGAUUGGAUUAAUCAGAUUAGAAUGUAAUUUAAUCCAGAAAUGUGAAAGCCUCUUGAUCCAUAUUGAAUUUUUAGUGACAAAUCAACGUAAACUGUGUACACUGAGAUCUAACAAUAACAUGAUAAACCCUCAGGCUAAGCAGAAAAAAUAAUAUCAAUUGUUAAAUCAAUUGGAUCAAAUUAUUAUUAACAAAAUCCAAGUAACAUCUUAUUUCAACCUGGGUGAAUAACUAUUGGCAUCUUUACACAUCUUGAAUUUCAUGAGGAAUUUUUUUCUCUCUCUCUCUCCCCCUGUUUACCAAUAACAUCAUGGAAACAAUAAGAAAUAUAAACCAAUAUAUCAGCCCCAU
Messenger RNA from Panonychus citri (citrus red mite), 2199 nucleotides. RefSeq names its product methionine--tRNA ligase, mitochondrial-like (gene MetRS-m). The coding region runs from base 105 to 1712 and encodes 535 amino acids. The record is from RefSeq and is a predicted model, not a curated record. Gene Ontology annotation, molecular function: methionine-tRNA ligase activity; ATP binding. Gene Ontology annotation, biological process: methionyl-tRNA aminoacylation. The transcript has 5 exons. NCBI's taxonomy places the organism in Eukaryota, Metazoa, Arthropoda, Arachnida, Trombidiformes, Tetranychidae.